AGAAAGACCAUUUCCUUUCUUGUUUACCGUACCUAGUAGUCUGUAAUUCGUAUUAGGUUGGCAUUACUGGUAUGGUAUUAUAUGCUAAAGAAUCAAUUCUUCUGCAGUUAUAGUCCUUUUCCCAUCUUGGAUCGCAGUUGUCACUGAUACAAGCAAGUCUCAAAGUGUGUCCACUUCUCAGUCCUUGAUUCAAAGCGGUGAAUUGAUGGCACAAUUUACCGCUGGCGGCCGACUAAGCUCCCUCUUUAUUCGUGAUGGCUUAUCAGUUGGCUUCGACGUAUUUCACUACCACUGUAAAGUUAAACCUUUUGGUUACGGAGGUUUCAGAUUCACCUGCUCGCCUUCAUUCCCACACAAACAGAAGCUCUGGUUCUUUGGUGGUUUUACCGUGCAUGCCUCCCAAUCAUCAUCGUCUGGGAAUAAUUCAGGUGGCAUUUUUGAUGAAAUCUUGGAGGAUGAACCAGGUUUUGAGAUUGAUGAGCUUGCUGGUUUCAGAGGCUUGGUUCUCGACAUCUCCUACAGGCCUGUUAAUGUUGUGUGCUGGAAACGCGCCAUAUGUUUGGAGUUCAUGGAUAAGGUCCCACAUUUACCUCAAGUCGUCAAACGAAGAAAAGUGAAAAGAAGCCUCAGCCGUAAAAAUAUUCUUAAUCGUGACAAUUUCAUGUGUCAAUACUGUUCUUCCUGUGAGAACUUGACCAUUGAUCAUGUUCUGCCAAUAGCCCGAGGGGGAAAGUGGACAUGGGAAAAUCUGGUUGCUGCCUGUGCCAAAUGCAAUUCAAAGAAAGGCCAGAAAACUUUGGAGGAAGCAAAUAUGAAAUUGAUGAAAGUCCCCAAGGCUCCAAAGGACUACGAAAUACUGGCAAUACCCCUAACAAACCAGACAAUGAAGAUGCUGAAAUUACGGAAGGGGAUGCCAGAGGAGUGGCGGCAAUACCUCUCAAAACCAUAUGCAGCCCCGUGAUAGCUACAAGGGGGCAUGAUGACGCAUUGUGUGCUAGUUAAAAGUGCGAUCGUGUUCGUAUGUACUUACUGUAUAUAGGUGCAUAAACUUGUCACAAAUUAAACUGGCUUUCUAUAUAAUGCACGUACUAACUUCCAAACA
Sesamum indicum (sesame) is the source of this 1102-nucleotide messenger RNA. Its product is annotated as HNH endonuclease. The record is from RefSeq and is a predicted model, not a curated record. NCBI's taxonomy places the organism in Eukaryota, Viridiplantae, Streptophyta, Magnoliopsida, Lamiales, Pedaliaceae.